AUGACUGGCUCAAACUCAUACCGGCCGAGGCACUCCCAUCCGAUAAAUGGUCUCUCCCUCAUUCCCCAACACGUCCUAAACUCGAACCGGAACACCCCGUCUCCGCGCCUCAGCCGCCCAGCAGUCGAUCCUUUCAAAGCCUUUACUGCCAAUGAUCUCGACGGUUUCGUCGACAGUAUCACCAGUAAAAUUCGAAAUGCCCUCCUGGGUAACACCCCCACCGAUCCCCAGCCCAAAACCAAGGCCCACUCACGAUCCAGCGACGUUUUCGGCAAAUUAGAACCCAUCCAAGCUUCCAAUCAUUCCGACCUGGAUCCACGACCUGGUCCCUCUGGCUCCCACAACCGAUCUCCGGGUCGUAGUCUUGACAAUACCGUUCCGGCUGGAGAAGAAAAUGAUACCGAUGAUGAGAGUGAUGAUGGGGGCAGUGGCAGCAAUAGCGAGAGUAGUAUUCAAUCAAAAGACAAAAGAGAUGCCCACAUUGACAUCGACUCAGAUGAUGAUAUUCUCGUUUCGCCUAAUCGUCGCUCUCCAGUUGCCAGACAGACUUCUCAAAGCGGCUAUUCGGGCAGCGAUGCGGAUUCGGAUGCUGCGAACGCCCACUCAGAAUCCGAUGAUCGACACUCGGAUUCGUCAAGCGAUCGUGGUCCCGCUUCUCAAGAAUUUAGUGCUUAUAGCUCCUCCUUUCUCAACGAUAACGUAUCAAAUGAUCAAGAAGAUAUCGUUUCGAUCGAGGACUCAAAUAUCUCUAAUUCAUCCAAUUCAUCCAAUUCCCUACAAAUUCUAAGUCGAAUUGAACCUGGCCGAGAGCAAGCCCCAAAAGAACUCGGAGAUCAAGCUGAAAUCGAUUCAAGUUCUUCGAGUAUAGUCGUUCAGCCACGUCAUUCAGAACCAAAGUCACCAACAUCCAAGCAAUCCUUCUCUCCUGGUGCUGGGCCAUCCCGCGAGUUGGGGGCGUCGAAGUUGCCAGAGAAAGAACUCGAAGAAGGUGAAAUUGAAGAGGGAGAAUUAGUACAAGAGGACGAUGCAGAUCUUGACCUAAGGGAUGAUCAAGAAAAACUGGUUCCUGGUGACAUUUCGGUUACUGAACCUUUCGUUUCCGCUCCCGAGAAACCUCAAGACCUCGAUCAAAAUAUCCAUCCUGCUUUCAGACAACAGGAAUCAGCGAAUGUGAUUCAACAAAGCGAUGAUCAUACUUUUGGCCCCAAAAUUGUUGAUCAGCCUAGCGACAUGAAUCCCCUUGUUUUAUCUGUCGCUAAAAUUGGAAAUCUAUCACGGACGGGAAGUUUCUCAGCCGAUGGCGCGAUGAUUUUUCGGCCGUCUAGUGAAAGUUCGAUGAGUCUCGACUCAGAUCAAGGCGCCGAAGAGGCGCAUGAUUUCGACAAAACAGAAGCACCCGGUGAUGUUGAUGGUUCGCCGAUAAUUGAACAUGGUCCUCAUUCUGCUGAUCAAUCUCAAAGUUCACCAUCGAGAGUACUUGACCAAUCUCAGCCUCAAUUAUCCUAUCGCCCUGAAAUCCAGUGUGCUGAUUCGGAAUUAGUCCAAGAUGUAUAUUUUCUGCCAAUCAACCCCGCGUCUGAACCAAAGCGAGACCCUGAUGAAGCCAAGGUGGGAAAUGAGUUAGUGUCUGGCGAGAUGAGGAUAAAAAUCCAAGAGGCGAACCCCGAUUCGCACGGGGCCACUCAAGUUGUCUCGCCUGUACUUGAUCCCCGCGAAGUUCAAUCCGCACCGAACUCAACCGAAAAUCCACUGGAAGAAGAGCAAGUCGAAGAUGACAAUGACUUAUUCGAGGGCGAUGAAGAUCUGAGAUUGCACCGCCUCGGACUUGAGAAAUCGCGUCUCAAUGAUUCAAAUCAAACUGAGGAGGCAGCUCCUCCUAGUGAAGGUGGCGAUCGGUGCGUAACAAUCGAAAACGAACUCGAAAGCUUCUUGGCACGCACUACCGAGCCACAACUGUCCGAGGCAGCAGACAGGACUCAUGCAACUGUCCGCGAAUUGCUUCAUUCGCUCGCUGCUUGUAACGGCACUGCGCUUACCACAAAUUCAUCCGCCGCCGAUCACACCGUGGUCCAGCAGCCUUUGGAAGCUGACAGACACGCGGUGGAUCGAUCUGCCGACCUAACCGUCGUCCAAGAUGAUCACUCGAUGACAGCUACCACCGAAACUCUACAGCAAGACCUUGUUGUCACGCAAACGGACAAUGUCCCGGUCAGCACGGUGAACGAAGCUCAAUUGUGCACAUCGCCUGGCGUUCACACCGCGGCUCAUGGAGCUUCGGAAACUGACAGACACGCGAUGGAUAAUUUUGCCGCCCCAACCGUCGUCCAAAAUUCUCACUUGAUGACUGCUAGCGCUGAAAUUCUACAGCAAGACCUUGUUGUCACCCAAGCUCACAAUACCCUGGCCAGCACGGUGGACGCAGCUCAAGCUGAUCAAGUGGAUCCAGCCCGGCCUUCUAUAGACGUCCUAUGGGGAGAGAUUACAUCCUCUCAGGUGACAGAAGAAAGCCGCAUGAACGAAGUCGAUUUCUUCCCUCUGAAACCGUCUGAUCCCACAAUUUCCAAUGCAGCUUCUUGGUCGCCCGCAUUGUCUGCCAACAUCGCAAACAACCCUGAUCAUGCGAGGACUGACCUAGACGGUUCUACUGAUGUGAAGUCCCCAAUAAUCUCACUCACACUUCCUCAGCGUUCCAACUUGCGUCAAAGUGUCAAUCUCGACGCAGAUGCGAACUCAACUGGUGCAGCUCCUAAGGCUUUCCCUGGCGAUCAGAACCUCCCAUCAACAAUCGAUCCCCAACAAUUGUCGUUAUCCCACGAUCAAGAGGAUUACGACAUGUUGGCCUCGAGUCUUGCAGACGGCAACUCAGAUAUUGUUCCAGCUGAUUCCAAGGAGGAUCCUGGUAAAGCCGCCUGUGAUCAACAUGUGAAAAUGGCGUCUGAUGAAAGUUUGGAACCACAAUCUGCUGAUAAGACUCAUGAGGAUAAGCCGCAAGAUGAAAAACCUUUGGUCAGUGACAAACCGAUCCAGAAUGAACUGGGAGUUGAUAACGACCAAUCCAUCCAAUCUACUCAGCUUGCACUUCCCCAUUGCGAAAACACCGUUGGCUCCCCGUCACCUUCUAAAGAACCGAUUAGCACCACAGAAGAAUCUGAUCAAAUGCUGUCGGAAUUUAUAAAUUCUAGUCCUGAAGCGGAGGACGGCCCAAAACUAUUUGAUCCACCGGCGCCUGUUUCGCCAACUCACAGUACGACUAUAGUGCCGGCAGUUACGUUUGCUACUUCUCCACCUGUGGAAAUGGACCGGUUUGAGCGAUUCGAUCAUCAAUCUGACGCUGAUGAGACGCAACUAGGCGUCGUGUUGAAUGUUGAACAACCGAACUCUGCUUUUGAACCUCUGACGCCGAGGACGAGCACGACCGUAGGCCAAGGAACUUCGUCAGAGUGCUCGGAAAGGCACUUGUCAAGGGGCUCAGCCUAUUCAGCGCCUUCAUCAGUAAUCUCAAGUGAUGCAGCUUCGGUGCCGGCUUCGGUUGGGCCGCCACCGCCUCUGCACAAUGCCUCGAUGGGUGCACCUACCGAAGCUGUUGGGUUGUCCAAUCAAAUGACGCGUCGUUCGUCCAUUGACUCUAGCACACACGCCGAGCCGCCAUCUCCCUCAACCUCCACUCGACAGCGUAGCGCGCCAAUGUCUCAGGAACAAGUUAACGCUCCAGGACUGCCGCACAUAGAGGAGACAGACGUCGCAUUUUCUCCGGAUGAUUUACCAGACCCGCUUCGAUCCCCGCCCCCUCUAAACCAACAAUUGCUCCCAAUUUGUCCGGCAGAAAUCAACACCCCGGUAUCACGAGCAUCAAGCAUGAUGGCUCACCCCCCGUCGCCAUCAUUCUCUAAUCUCUUGGAAGGCUCUCAUAUGUCUAUUGGAACAUCGCACCGAGAUGCGUCGCCGCAAUUUGACCCGACGCUUUCAUUGCCUGAUCCGAUAGCAACCCCACUACCUGUAUCAGUCCCAGCAAUCAAACUUGAAGAUCUGCCCAACGCUUGCUUAUCAAUUGAAAGACACCGUUCCCUGAAUUCCAGCGCUGAUAGUCAACCAGCAACAUCCCCACGCUUUGAAAAGUUUUCAUCAUCAAUGAUCGCUCCGCCACAGAGCGCGGAUGCCUUAAUAGAGAAGAAUGUUCAAGCCGUCGGUGAAAUCAAUUCCUCUGAUACCAAAGCGCCUUUGCCUUCACCUACUCACCCUAUGGCCACCCACCCCGAGGAACCCAAUGGUUCCCUUUCGCCCCCUACUUCCAAGGUUUUGGACACGGAUAAGCCCAGCCAACAGUCCCCAGAACCGCCGAUUCCGGUCCUAAAUUCACAGGAUCCCCAAAGUCAGCCUGCAGAGAACGAGAAAGACGGCCAGAUCUCCAAUGAGAAAGAUAACCCUGAGUUGCGAAGUCCAUUGCCAGCUACAUCACCUCAGACUCCCGGCGUGACGUCUGAUCUGGCUCCCCCCUUGGUUGAUGAGCAAGUGGCCUCCAAGCAAGAUUUAACUAUCACGGAAACGGCAACCCACUUGCCAGACGUUCGUGAAGAUAGAGCCACCAAAGAGUUGGCAAAUGCUAUCCUGGAUGUCCAACCAGGUUCCACUGUUGACGAGGAGGUAGUGCAUGUGGAAAUCAAACCAGAUACAGUCGAGGACCGCGAGGUAGACCCCAAGGUAGAUGCCGAGCCAGAUUCGGCGGCCGGCGAGUCUCAAAAUCCUUCCGAGUUGGUCGAGCCUCCAGAGAGCCCGUCCCAGCUUGGCCCCACCACUCGCAAUAAACGCAAAAGACAAAGUCCGCCAAAAGAUCCAAACGGGGCCGCACGUUUGCGAGAGAUGAAAGCUGAAGAGCAGGCAGAGCAAGAUCGUGAAUCGCAGCUACGAGAAAUUCUCCGGAAACGAAGAGCCUCGAAACAACUGGCACCUCAAGCAGUACCGGAGUCAAAGGAAACGGAAAAGCCGAUCAACCAAGUCUCGCCGUCCGUUGAAAGCAAGAAAAAGAAAAUUGUUAAGAGGGAAACUAAACCCGUCCAAGGCGACGGUAAUUCAGAGGGCGAACUUGAAUCCAAUAAUGCAUCUGACGCUACUGAAGUUGAGUCCAAGGGACCUCUAAUUCGAAGCAGCCUGCCCCGUGCUGCAAAGAGAACGUCGAUGGCGCCAAACAGCCUGGCCCCACCCGCUCUUAUCAAAAGUCCCUCCAACGCCACCACACGAUCUGCAUCCCCUCGUCCGCCCCCCUCUAGUCCGUUUAAUACUCACAUCGGCGAACAAUCUUCCAAUUCCUUCUUGGUUUCUGAGCGCGAUGAUCCGUCUCUUACCGUCGGCAAUAGAAGGUCUUCGAGGAACUCUCGAUCGACUCUCAGUCCGGUUGCUCCUGCUAGCACAGUCUCGGUCAUGGUACCUCGGCUCCAACCCGAAGAUUUGAUUCCCAAACUCCGUCUACAUCAACAUAACUCGAAAAACAAGCUAUUCAAUCUUCAAACCGAACACCCAAACCUCGAAAGCUCGCAGCAGAGUAGCGCGGAAGGCACGGAACCCAAGCCGGUUGUUGGGGUACGUACUGGUCGACGCAAGCAGUCUGAGGGCACUGAAGCUCGUCAACUACCACCUUCUCUGCCACCGGUCACUCGAUCACAUUGUCAUUUCAUCAGGCUGCAGUUUCCCCAGGCAGCCGGACGCAGAUUUGAUACCUUCCUGGUCCCCCAAUGUGCGACAGGAGAAGAGGUGAUCAAGAAGAAGAUGAAGGAGAUGGGAAUGGCCGAGGAUGAUAACUUGACGGGGGAGGAACAGAGUAGAGGGAUCAGGAUUGGGCCUGAUGGGCACAAACAUUCCGAGGAAAGAAUCGAGCAUCCGGUGUUAUUAACUAUCAAGCCCGAGUAUUCGACGUUCGCGGUCGAUGAGGAGACGUUGAACAUCCUGAUCGAGAUCUUUGGACUCUCGUUGAUCCAAGACGGGCAGGUUGAAGUCUUGUUACCGAAGUCGUACUUCAGCAGGUUUGAUGCUGAGGACGGGUACGAAGAGCUGGGAGACCCACUCCAGCGAUCCGAGUGCGACCGAGAGCUCAGCUUUUCCUCGCUCAGCUCCAGGAACGAGCCCCAUCUUUCCCAUGGAGGCGCCAGUCAAGCUGGUCCAUCUAGGAGUAGCCACAACCGUCGCAAACGUAGAGCUCAGUCUCCCCCUUCCUCUUUGUACUCUAGAGCCUCCUCCCCUCGCUCCUCUUCUUUUCUUUCUCCUACUGAACCUAAGACACACCAUAAACGUAGACGAUCUAAUCAGGUCGAAGAAACCUGA
Molecule: messenger RNA, 6312 nt
Organism: Puccinia triticina
Lineage: Eukaryota; Fungi; Basidiomycota; Pucciniomycetes; Pucciniales; Pucciniaceae
Exons: 9
Coding region: 1-6312 (2103 amino acids)
Source: RefSeq, a predicted model, not a curated record